UGACAUUGUAACUAGGUUGUUAUUAUCCAACUUUCUUGAAGGGUCUGUUUUCCUUUUUCUGUGGUCGCUUUGUGUUAGCAAUGAUGGCUGUUUCCCUUCUCAUAUAAUCUAUUUGCUAUUUUUAAUUCUAAUCAUCUAAAUUGGCAUCAACACUUCUUUAUUUUCACAUACUUUACUUCUGUUGUCCUUCAUUUCGUUUGCCACUGUACUAAUUGGGGGUUCAACUGCUUACAUUAAAAGGGUCCUCUUCUGUUGUCUCCUUGUGUAAGCAAAGUAAAGUUCUUUAUUUCUUCAUGUGGUUCUCUUAGUUUCUUAGGUUUAGCUCUCACUCAUCUUGGGUAUCUUUCUGGUUGUUAUAUUUUCCUGUUGCUCAUCUUCUCCAUGCCUCCAACAUAUUUUCCCCUUCGGUGGGAGAGCACUGGAGAUCAGUGGUGGUAUGCUUCUCCAAUUGAUUGGGCAGCUGCUAAUGGUCACUACGACUUGGUACGAGAGCUGCUUCGCAUUGACAGCAAUCACCUUAUCAAGCUCACCUCUUUACGACGAAUUCGAAGACUUGAGACUGUCUGGGAUGAUGAAGAACAGUUUGAUGAUGUUGCCAAGUGUCGUUCUCGGGUUGCAAGGAAGCUGUUUGUGGAGUGUGAAUCCAAGAGAGGGAAAAAUUCUCUCAUCCGCGCUGGCUAUGGUGGAUGGCUUAUGUACACUUCUGCUUCAGCUGGAGACUUGGGUUUUGUUCAAGAACUUCUUGAAAGGAACCCUCUGCUUGUUUUUGGGGAAGGAGAAUAUGGUGUUACUGAUAUACUUUAUGCAGGAGCCAGGAGUAAGAGUUCUGAGGUUUUCAAGCUUCUUUUUGGUUUUGCAGUCUCCCCCAAGUUUUUGACAGGGAAAGGUGGAGAAUUGGAGGAGCACAUUGUGGAGAUCCCUUCUGUUUACAAGUGGGAGAUGAUGAACAGGGCUCUUCAUGCUGCUGCAAGAGGAGGAAAUUUGAAGGUUUUACAGGACCUUCUUGCUGAUUGCUCUGAUAUUUUGGCUUACAGAGAUAUUCAAGGCUCAACUAUCCUACAUGCAGCAGCUGGCAAAGGGCAGGUUGAGGUAGUUAAGUAUCUAAUAUCAUCCUUUGAUAUUAUCAAUGCCACUGAUCAUCAGGGCAAUACAGCAUUGCAUGUGGCUGCCAACAGGGGGCAAUUAUCUGCAGCUGAAGCUCUAAUUUCUGCAUCUCCUUCAUCCAUCUCUCUGAAAAACAAUUUGGGAGAAACUUUUCUCCAUAAGGCUGUGUCCGGUUUCCAGACUUCUGCUUUCCGGAGGCUAGAUCGACAAAUUGAGCUUAUGAAGCAGUUGGUAUGGGGGAACCUUUUCACCAUGGAAGAUGUCAUCAAUGCCAAAAAUAAUGAUGGAAGGACUGCUCUUCACAUGGCCAUCAUUGGAAACGUUCACCCUGAUCUUGUGAAACUUAUGAUGACUGCUCCAUCAAUCAAUGUGAAUGCCCAUGAUGUAGAAGGCCUAACGCCACUUGAUUACCUGAGGCAACGGCCGCAUUCUGCGUCAUCAGACAUACUAAUUCGACAGUUGAUUUCAGCUGGAGGAAUAUUUAGCAGUCAGGAUUACAGUGCAAGAAGAGCCAUGGCUUCCCGCAUAAAAAUGCAAGGUAAUGGUAGCAGUCCUGGAACUUCGUUUAGAAUCUCUGACACAGAAAUAUUCUUGUACACAGGCAUUGAGAAUGCAUCAGAUGCAAUUGCUGAACAGGGUAGUGCAGGAAUGAGUUCAUCAUCUAUGGAUUUAAGUCCAUACGAGUCAACCAAUGAGAACAACAGCUCACUAACUAACAAGAAACCUAGUUCUGUGAAUACUACAGGACAACGAUUGAAAUCUGUCCUAUGGCCCCGGAUGAAAGCAAAGAAACCUAAGAUUUUCAAAAAAUCAGUUAAUGAAGGUUCAGUGGAAUCAUACAAGAAAUGCAACAGUUCAGAUGAAACUCCAACCCCACUUAGAGUGAGAUUUUUGAAGCCUUCAUCACUUCCUAACCACAAACGGACACUUUCUGUGAGGAGUAAUCAAUCAAGCCCAUCUGCCAAGAAAAGAUUUGCUUCGGGGCUACUGCAUGGUGUUGUACAGGCCAUGCCACAUAUUUCCGUGCCACGCCGAUCUCGUUCGAGUUCAUUUUCAAAAUCAUCACUUUCUUCACCUAAUUCGUUGGAUAAACAGAAAGGUAUUCUUAUUGAAGAUGAUGUGGCAGGACCAUCUUGCUCAAAUCAGCUAUUUACUGAUGGAGCUCCAAAUUCGAUUAAACAAGGCUCCACUAGUAAGAGUUUGAGGAGCCAGUAUUUCUGUUGUGGUACAGCAGGCGUAUCUGUGAAAGCCCCAGCAAGCACGCAGCAGCAGCAAGGCCAGAGUUACAAGUGCCCCGUUGUUUCAGUGGCUUGAUUCACUUGACGAAAAGACUUGGGUAUGGUAAUGAUGCAGGCCUCAAACGGCAGACAAUAAUUAAUUGUCAUGAAACCAUGCCAACAGAAAAGGCACUAACUUAGAAUAAGAAUCAGAUCAGUCCUCUAGCUGGUUACUGAACUUUAGAACUUUACAGCAUGUUUCCUAUAUUUAUAUCCUUGUAGCAUGUUUGCUUGUUUAAUAUGUGUAAGUUAUGUACUUGUUCUUCAAUCCUGGCUUCUUAAUUA
Messenger RNA from Alnus glutinosa, 2666 nucleotides. RefSeq lists its product as uncharacterized. The transcript is spliced from 3 exons. Bases 382 to 2418 code for a protein of 678 amino acids. The record is from RefSeq and is a predicted model, not a curated record. Gene Ontology annotation, molecular function: protein binding. Lineage: Eukaryota; Viridiplantae; Streptophyta; Magnoliopsida; Fagales; Betulaceae.